Molecule: messenger RNA, 3921 nt
Organism: Salvia miltiorrhiza (redroot sage)
Lineage: Eukaryota; Viridiplantae; Streptophyta; Magnoliopsida; Lamiales; Lamiaceae
Exons: 3
Coding region: 1-3921 (1306 amino acids)
Molecular function (GO): nucleic acid binding; RNA-DNA hybrid ribonuclease activity
Source: RefSeq, a predicted model, not a curated record
AUGAAUGCGAUAAGUUGGAACUGUCGAGGUUUGGGCCAACCCUUGGCAGUUCCCGUUUUAAGUGAACUAGUGAGAGUUCACAAGCCUCAAUUUCUCUUUCUUUGCGAGACCAUUUCUUCUAGAGCUCGUAUGGAAGAGUUUCGUGUUCGGUUAAAGUUUGAAGGGUGUUUUGUUGUUGAUUGUGUUGGUCGUAGUGGUGGUUUGUGCAUGUUCUGGAAAUCUUCUGCUAUUUGUAAACUUAUUGGUUAUUCUAAUAAUCACAUUGAUAUGCAUGUUGAGGAUGAUAGAGGUGUCUGGCGUUUAACUGGUUUCUACGGUUUUCCGGAGCGCAACCGCCGGCGGGAUUCCUGGCAGUUGCUCCGAAGGCUUGCAGGGAUUAACCCUCACCCCUGGAUUAUUAUGGGGGACUUCAAUGAUCUUCUCGACCCCGGUGAUAAGCAGGGUAGAGUCGAUCAUCCUAAUUGGUUAUUUACUGGUUUUCGUUCUGCGAUCCUUGAUUGUGGGUUGUCCGACAUUCCUUUGAGAGGAUAUCAGUUUACUUGGUCUCGUGGCCUGGGUACGACAAAUUUUGUUGAAGAAAGACUGGAUAGAGGUAUGGCUUCUUCUAGCUGGAAGUCUCUUUUCCCUGAUGCUCUCCUCAUCCCUCUUACGGUCCCUAUGUCAGAUCAUGUCCCGCUUUUGUUGAAAUGUUUGAAUAUGGCGCCUCCUAUGGCUAUGAGAAGUUUUCGUUUUGAGAAUAAAUGGUGUUUGGAACCGGAUUUCCCAAAUGUCGUCCGAGACUGUUGGACAAACUUGCAUGGAGUGAAUAUUAUGGAGAGACUUACGGCGGUCUCUAAUUCUAUCUCGUCAUGGGCUUAUCAUCUUCGAAGGAACAAGGAACAGGAUAAAGUGAAACUCCAUGCUAUUAUCUCUACUUUUCAGGGGCGGUCGGAUCUGGUUUCUGUUCGUAAAUUCAAAGCUGCCAGAGAAGAGUUGGGUCGGAUGCUUCUCAGUGAAGAUGCGCAUUGGAAGCAGAGACCGAAGCAGUAUUGGUUGAAAGAUGGCGAUCUUAAUACUAAAUUCUUCCAUGCUAUGGCGACGACGCGGAAAAAGAAGAAUGCUAUUUCCAAAUUGCAGCGAACAGAUGGGAGCUGGACAACAGAUAUUGCUGAUAUAAAAAUCAUGGCCUAUGAUUAUUUUGUACAGUUGUUUGAUGUGCCUCACGGAGCAAAUGAUUUCCAUCAAGUGUUAGACAGAUUGAGUCCGUGUAUUGAUGGGGAAAAGAAUGCCGAGCUUACUAGGGAUUUUCAUAUUGACGAGUUUCGAGCUGCGUUAUUUCAGAUGCAUCCCGAUAAAUCUCCUGGACCCGAUGGUUUGAACCCGAAGUUUUUCCAGUCCUCUUGGAAGGUUUUGGGUGAAGAUGUUUUCGAGAGCUGUUCCUCGUGGCUCAGAGAUGGUUCUUUCCCCGCUGGACUAAAUCAUACCUCGAUUGCUCUCAUUCCUAAGAUCGACACUCCGGCUUCAAUGAAGGAUCUUCGGCCUAUUGCUCUGUGCAAUGUCCUGUAUAAAAUCAUCUCAAAGGUCUUAUGCAAUAGACUUAAAGGUGUGCUGCCAACCCUUAUUGAUCGUGCGCAAUCGGUCUUUGUUGAAGGUAGAUUGAUUCAAGAUAAUAUUUUGAUAGCGUUUGAAGCCAUUCAUACGAUGAAAAGGAAAACCCGUGGCAAGUAUGGCUCUUUUGCUUUUAAAAUUGAUAUAAGCAAAGCUUAUGAUAGAGUCAAUUGGAGUUAUUUAGAUGCUGUGUUGAGGAGAUUGGGUUUUUGCGAUAAGUGGCGCGACUGGAUGCGUUUAUGUGUUCAAACUGUUUCAUAUGAUGUUCUUGUGAAUAAUUGUGUGGUUGGGCCUAUUACGCCGGGAAGAGGGCUCCGGCAAGGAGAUCCGCUAUCACCCUAUUUAUUUAUUUUGUGUGCGGAGGGGCUCUCUGCUAUGGUGAAGCAUGAAACGGCAAGGGGUUCGCUGCAUGGGGUGCAAUUGGGGCGGGGUGGCCCGUCUAUCGAGUAUCUUAUGUUCGCUGACGAUUGCUUAUUUUUUUGCCGUGCGGCUGCAAAUGAGUGUGAAAUUCUCAAGAGGGUGCUGCGGGACUACGAAGAAGCCUCGGGACAGGCCAUCAAUCUUCAGAAAUCUGGGAUUUUCUUUAGUUCGAAUGUAAGUGAGCAGGUCAGGACGGAGGUCUCUGCCAUUAUGGGAGUCUCUCUUCCACUGAAUACUGGGCGCUACCUUGGCCUUCCUUCUCUCGUGGGCCGAAAGAAGCGGGAAAUUUUUAACUACCUCUGUGAUCAUCUCUGGAACAAAAUUCAAGGUUUAACUGAUGAUUUGGAGAAGAUGCUUAAUUCUUUUUGGUGGAGUAACAAGAGUGCUUCUGUAAAAGGAAUAAAUUGGCUCAAGUGGGAGAGGCUUUGUGUGGAUAAGAAGUUGGGGGGUCUUGGAUUUCGAAGCCUACAGUUGCUGAACGUGGCUAUGCUCGGAAAAACUUGUUGGCGCCUAAUCGAUGAGCCGGAAGCUCUUGUUUGUCAGGUGUUAAGAGCUAAAUAUUUUCCCAAUGGGGAUUUUCUGUCUGCUAAGGUGGGUCAUAGUCCAAGCUAUACGUGGAGGAGUAUCAUGUCGGCGCAGGAUCUGGUUAGACGAGGGACUCGGUGGCGGAUUGGGCAAGGGACUCGGAUCCGUCUCUUCCAUGAUCCAUGGCUGCGAUCAAAGGUUUCUUUUCGUCCUUCCAUGGAGGUGUGUCCCCCGGAGUUUGCUGAUAUAAGGGUAAAUGAGGUCUUGCUUCCUGGUACUAAUCAAUGGAAUGUGGAGAUUUUACAGGAGCUGGUAAAUGCAAAUGACUUCCAUGAUAUCAUUAGCACUCCGAUCUUUCCAAAUAUGGGGGAUGACAAACUUAUCUGGCAUUCCACGAAGAACGGUCGUUACUCGGUGAAGUCCGCCUAUCAACUAGCGAGCUCUCUUACACUUGAUGGUAUGCAUAAUGUUGAUGGGCAGUGGGGGAAUCUUUGGAAGCUUGAUGUCCCUCCAAAAGUAAAGCAUUUUCUUUGGCGUGCUGUGCGUAAUAAUCUUCCUUCCAAAGAAAAACUUCUGUCGCGUGGUGUAGCUGCUGGAGGUGAUUGUCCCAUCUGUGCUAGUGGUUAUGAGAAUAUGUGGCAUUUGUUCUUGUUCUGCCAGUUCGCUACCAACUGUUGGCAGAUCAGUGGCUUGAGGGCUAUUAUGGAUCCAAUUAUUGAGGGGAGCGAGUCAUUUGAGGAAGUGGUCUUCAAGAUUGUGAGUCAUUCGGAGGGUGAGUUUAAAGUUAAAGCUGUCAUGUUAAUGUGGCAAAUUUGGAGGGAUAGAAAUGGAGUAGUAUGGAAGAACGACAAUCCUAUUCCGACGCGGUCGAUCUUGGGGGCUGCUCAGGCUUGGUCAGACUGGAAACUUGCCCGAGCUCCUGUUAUCAGUCGUAACUCCUCUUCGGUUUCUGCUGCGAUUGAUCGCUUGUUAGGUAUCGGUAUUGUGAUUCGCAAUCACUUAGGGGAGUUUGUGCUUGGCAAAACUAUAAUUCUUCCAGGUUGUAGAAGUGUGGAAGAAGGUGAGCUUGUUGGGAUAAAGGAAGCAUUAUCUUGGAUCAAAGGGCUUGGUUACGAAAAAGGUGUGAUUGAAUCGGAUUGCAAACGUGCCUGUGAUGUCAUCAAUUCGAUUGAGAGGAAUAUUUCGGAAGUUGGUGUCAUCGCUUCUUUGUGCCGUUCCGAGCUUGUGCUUAUGCCGGGUUUUCAUGUUGUUCAUGUUAAGCGUGAUCUAAACGCUAUCGCUCAUAGUUUAGCGAAAGUUUCGAGAGAUUUUUCCUCACAUCAUGUUUGGACUGAACCCCCGAUUUCUGUGGUGGGUCAUCUCCAUCUCCCAUGUUCGUGUGAUCAAUAA